AUGGGAACCAAAUUCUGUUGGACUGCUAUGGAUACUUCAUUCCAUAGAGGUCUGCAACCGAAAGACGCGGAGCUGAUGCAGAAGCCGUGCGCAGAGCUGCUCACAGACUUUCACCCCGCGGCAAGAAAAACGAAAAAAGGAGUGGCAAAAACUCAAGUGGCGAAUGGUUUGAUGGAUUUGUCAAGCGCAGUUUUGUUGUGCCUUUGUCGAAAGGCGCGACGAGAAAACACUGGACAAUUGAAGGUCAAUCGGAAAAUUGGUGAAAGAUAUGUCCCUGUGAAGUUCCAUUUGCAAAUGCAAGCUAUGAUGUAG
Molecule: messenger RNA, 312 nt
Organism: Durusdinium trenchii
Lineage: Eukaryota; Dinophyceae; Suessiales; Symbiodiniaceae
Source: the annotation of a GenBank genome assembly